AUGCUCAAGUUCGAGCCCCGCGUGCACUGGAGGAACGCCCGUGAAAAGUUCAGGGUCUGGAUUGAUGUAAAGGAUGGUCGUGAGGUGGACACGACGUCGAUCAACAUUCACAAGAAGCCGGAGAACGAGACGCCUGCGUACUUCCUGCAGUGCGUGCAGGCUUAUAUCGCCAAGGGUGGCGACGUCUUUGGCGAGUGGAUCGGUCCCAAGACGACGACGGCGUCGGAAAAAGACAAGUACUUGGAGCAGGCGGUUGAGACGGAGUCCCGCGAGGAGGCGGAGACGCUGCUCAAGACGCAUUUCAAGUCCUGGUGGGUACGUAACCAUGCGAAUUGCCAGGCUUUCUUGAGGACCAAGAAGGGUCCUUCUGCCAAACCCCAUGCGCCUUCCUUUCCUCCCUUACCCUGGAAGGUGCCGAGAAGGUUGCUUCAGUGGCGGCAAAAGAACUUUGACGUGGCCCGGCUUGGUCGUCCGACAUGUCUCGUCAUCGUCGGUCGGCCCCGCUCUGGCAAGACCGAGUGGGCUCUUUCCUUUGGUCGUCCAGCUCACAUGACGGGUGAGUGGAAUAUGGAUGAACUCAUGAAGCCGGACAUUACACAUGUUGUCCUCAACGAUAUCAAGUUGAGGGCUUUUCCCUACAAGCGUGACCUUGCUGGCUGUCAGGAGUACAUCACCGCCACAGGCAAGUACCGCGAGCAGCGGACCAUUCGCAUGGGUAUACCAGUCAUCUGGACUUGUAAUGAGGACAAUGAUGUUACCAAGGACAAGGAUAUUGGUCAGUAUUUGCUUGAGACAGCCGUGAUUUAUCGUGUGCCAAAGGGGAAGAUGUUGUAUGGGAAGUAG
Molecule: messenger RNA, 843 nt
Organism: Hirsutella rhossiliensis
Lineage: Eukaryota; Fungi; Ascomycota; Sordariomycetes; Hypocreales; Ophiocordycipitaceae
Product: geminivirus rep protein central domain-containing protein
Exons: 1
Coding region: 1-843 (280 amino acids)
Molecular function (GO): DNA endonuclease activity, producing 5'-phosphomonoesters
Source: RefSeq, a predicted model, not a curated record